Anthostomella pinea is the source of this 561-nucleotide messenger RNA. NCBI's taxonomy places the organism in Eukaryota, Fungi, Ascomycota, Sordariomycetes, Xylariales, Xylariaceae. The record is from the annotation of a GenBank genome assembly.
AUGUCGAGCUACAUCCAGAUGCACAAGACGGCGUCGAAAGGAACCGGUGUUUUCACAGUGCGAGACACUCCAGCCGGCACGACUCUCCUCCGCAAGAAACCCAUCAUCACAGGUACCGCGGGACCGUCGCCGGACACGACAGUCUACAGCGCCAAGAUUCUCAGACAGGCCGAGGUCAUGCAGCUGCACGAGUACCGCCGGACUGACUGCGAAACCACCUUCAAAGCGAUCGCAUAUCAAUACGUGGCCAAAAACCCGGCAGUAAAGUUCUCGUCCGGGCACUACCUGAGCGUCCCGUACAAAUAUGCCACCAACGGCUGGGGCUCGAUGCUCUGUCUUACGAUCAGCCGCUUCAACCACUCGUGCGCGAACAACGCUGAUAUGGUAAGCUCUUCCGAUCCCAAGCACCCCGCGCGCGUCGUGGCGGCCCGCGACAUCAGGAACGGGGACGAGAUCACGGUCACGUACAUUGAGGUGUGUAUGGCGGACCGGGCGGCGAAGCUCGCGCACGUGUGGGGAUUUGCGUGUCAGUGUCCCGUGUCCCGUGUGCAACACCGCUGA